This is a messenger RNA of Lathyrus sativus (Indian pea), 1665 nucleotides long. The record is from the annotation of a GenBank genome assembly. Lineage: Eukaryota; Viridiplantae; Streptophyta; Magnoliopsida; Fabales; Fabaceae.
AUGGAUAUCGAUAACAGUCUUCACAAGCAAGCUGCUGAAGUGUUUAAUGGAAGAGGCGAGAGCUCGCGUUCUCGUUCCGAUGCUAGCGAGGCACAGCCUAGUGCUAAAAGGGUUAGGGUGCAGAUGCCGAAGGAACUAACUUUUAAGGACAUAUAUGAAAACAAAGAGUUGUUUGAGGAGGAUGACGAGGAGGAUACUGAUUGGGAGCCGUGUCCGGUGGAGAAGUCUGUUGAAAUCAUCAAGUGGUUCUGUAAAAACUGUACCAUGGAUAACCUAGACAAUGAUAUCUGCUGCGAAGUGUGUGGGGAGCAUAAAGAUUCUAAAAUCCUAAGCCUUGGGCAUUUUGCAUCGCCAUUUGCACAAGCUGGAGGUCUGAACGAGACCCAACCAAGUAUAAAAGUGAUGAGAGAUUUUGACUCUCAGGAAUCAGCUGCAAACAAUUCUACGGCAAUUGGCUUUGAUGAAAGAAUGUUGUUACAUGCAGAAGUUGAAAAGAAAUCGCAUCCACACCCUGAAAGGCCAGAUCGACUUCAAGCAAUUGUCGCUAGUCUUACGAGAGCUGGUAUAUUUCCAGGAAGAUGCUAUCCAAUUCCUGCUAGAGAAAUCACGCAAGAAGAACUUAUGAUGGUUCAUUCUUCGGAGCAUAUUGAAUCUGUGGAAGUUACAAGCAAGUUAAUGUCUAGUUAUUUCACUUCCGACACAUACGCCAACAAGCAUUCAGCAUGUGCUGCUAGGCUUGCAGCUGGGUUAUGUGCUGAUUUGGCAUCAGCAAUUGUUUCUGGGCGUGUCAAAAAUGGAUUUGCUUUGGUUAGACCUCCUGGUCAUCAUGCCGGUGUAAAAAAUGUGAUGGGGUUUUGUCUUCACAAUAAUGCCGCAGUGGCAGCAUUGGCAGCUCAGGCUGCAGGGGCUAGGAAAGUUUUAAUUUUAGAUUGGGAUGUUCAUCACGGAAAUGGCACACAGGAAAUAUUUGAGAAAAACAAAUCAGUCUUGUAUAUUUCAUUGCAUAGACACGAGGACGGAACAUUUUAUCCUGGUACUGGAGGUGCUCAUGAGGUUGGUUACAUGGGUGCAGAAGGAUACUGUGUGAAUAUUCCAUGGAGUCGAGGUGGUGUGAGUGAUAAUGAUUACAAUUUUGCAUUUCAGCAAGUUGUACUUCCUAUAGCUUCUGAAUUUGCUCCAGAUUUUACCAUAAUAUCAGCAGGAUUUGAUGCUGCCAGAGGUGAUCCCCUAGGAGGUUGUGAUAUUACUCCCUCUGGCUAUGCACAGAUGACACACAUGUUGAAUGCCCUAUCUGGUGGAAAAAUGCUUGUUAUUCUUGAGGGGGGCUAUAAUCUUCGUUCUAUAUCAUCUUCUGCAACUGCAGUAAUCAAGGUAUUACUGGGUGAGAAUGUACCCGAACUGGAAAACAGUUUUCCUACGAAAUCUGGCCUGCAGACUGUUUUUGAAGUCCUCGACAUUCAGAAUAAUUUUUGGCCUUCCUUGAAACCUAUCUUUGAAAAUGUGAUGUCACUUUGGGAAAUGCGCUGUCUUGGAAAAAAAGUUGUAGUCAAACAGACAAAAAAGAGACGCCGAAUUUUGGUACCAAAAUGGUGGAGGUGGGGUCGUAGAAGUUUCUUAUUCCGAAUGCUGAAUGGUCAUCGCCAUUGCAGUGUAAAAUCAAAAUGA